Molecule: messenger RNA, 1005 nt
Organism: Paraglomus brasilianum
Lineage: Eukaryota; Fungi; Glomeromycota; Glomeromycetes; Paraglomerales; Paraglomeraceae
Source: the annotation of a GenBank genome assembly
AUGACAUCAAAGGCAGGUAAAAUCAGUAUCUUGUGUCUGAGCAGGAAUGUUCUGCAUAGCGGACGUUUUGCACUAUUUACACGGGUACCUGACAAUCGUGUACACACGUUUGGUGAACGAUCGUAUAGUUCACGACCUGCGGAAAGCCCACAUCCAGCUCGACAGAAAGUCACUAUUAACAUAAUACGAAAGCUAUACAGUGACAAUGAACCCAUCACCGUCUUAACCGCGCACGAUUACCCAUCAGCUUCGUUUGUCGAUAAAGCUGGGAUAGACAUUUGUUUGGUCGGUGACUCGCUGGCUAUGGUUGCAUUGGGUCAUGAAUCGACUAGUCCCGAAAUGCUCCAUCACUGCCGUGCAGUUGCCAGAGGCGCCAAAUCGCCAUUCAUGGUAGCAGACAUGCCAUUUGGGAGUUAUGAAGUCAGCAUUAAUGAGGCCGUAAAAAAUGCCAUUCGCUUUAUUAAGGAUGGUAAAAUGGAGGCUGUAAAGCUGGAAGGUGGUACAGAGAUGGCCGAAACUAUUCGCGCAAUAACUAGAAUUGGGAUUCCAGUUCUUGGACAUGUAGGCCUUACACCACAGCGGCAAAGUUCGUUAGGUGGAUAUCGUGUACAAGGAAAAACUCUUGAAAAGGCCAAAAAACUGAUUGAAGACGCAAAGGCAAUCCAAGAAGCUGGUUGUUUUGGAAUGGUCUUGGAGACAAUACCAGAACCGGUAGCAACACACAUAACAAAGCUUCUGAAAAUUCCCACUAUUGGAAUUGGAGCUGGACCAGGAACUAGUGGGCAAGUGCUAGUACAACUCGAUAUGCUAGGGAUAUUUGAUCGCUUUGCACCAAGAUUCGCCAAAACUUAUGCUAAUGUAAACAGCGUAAUUACUGACGCAAUCAGAACUUACCAUAAAGAAGUAAAAGAGCGCAAGUUUCCAGCUAAGGAACAUUGUUAUCCCAUGGAAGAUGGCGAGUUAGAGAGAUUUCUAAAUAUAGUUGGGUCCAGCGACAACGAAUAA